AUGCUGCCCCGGCCGGUCCGCCUUCUGCACGGCUCCGUCACUCCCCUCUUCUGUCUCCUGGUGCUGCUGGUGACCUUGCCCCCGGGGGCACCCACCUGCCCCAUGUUGUGCACCUGCUACUUCUCCCCACCCACGGUCAGCUGCCAAGCCAACAACUUCUCGUCGGUGCCCCUGGUGCUGCCCCCCAACGCCCAGCGCCUCUUCCUGCAGAACAACCUGAUUGGGGCACUGCGGGCUGGCACCUUCGGGCCCAGCACCGUCACCCUCUGGCUUUACUCCAACAACAUCUCCUCCAUCCAGCCCGGCACUUUCCGCCACCUGCCCGCCCUGGAGGAGCUGGACCUGGGGGACAACCGCAACCUGCGCAGCCUGGACCCCGACACCUUCCGGGGGCUGGAGCGUCUGCAGUCCCUGCACCUCUACCGCUGCCAGCUCGGCAGCCUACCCAGCACCCUCUUCCGCAGCCUCUUCAGCCUUCAGUACCUGUACCUGCAGGAGAACAACCUGCUCUACCUCCAGGAUGACCUGUUUGUGGACCUGGCCAACCUGAGCCACCUCUUCCUGCACGGGAACAAGAUCCGUGUGCUGUCGGAGCACGUGUUCCGGGGGCUGUGGGGGCUGGACCGGCUGCUGCUGCACGUCAACCGGCUGCACUCGGUGCACCGCUGGGCCUUCCGGGACCUGGCCAAGCUCACCAUCCUCUACCUGUUCAACAACAGCCUGGCGACGCUGCCGGGCGAGACGCUGGCCGAGCUGCCCUCGCUGGAGUUCCUGCGCCUCAACAACAACCCCUGGGCCUGCGACUGCCGCGCCCGCUCCUUGUGGGCCUGGUUCCAGCGCGCCCGCGUCUCCAGCUCGGCCGUGGCCUGCGCCACCCCGCCGGAGCGCCAGGGUCGCGACCUGCGGCACCUGAGCCAGGCUGAUUUCAGAGACUGCCCCCCGGCCAAUCACGCCCCGGCCCGGCCUGCGGGGGGCACCAAGCCCAAGUGGGGUGGGGAGGCCGAGGCGGGCCGGCCCCGCAGCAACAGCUCCUCCAACCACCUGUACGGGCUGGGGGAAGCCGGGGCGCCCCCUGCCGACCCCUCCUCCUUCUACCGGGACCUGCCGGCCAGCGACAUCCGCAGCCCCAAGUACGACUCCCCCACGGAGGUGGACUACUGGGCCGGCUAUGGUAGUGAGGAGGGCCGGCUCAAGGAGGGCUGCGCCGGGCCCGGCUGCUCCCCGCUAGACUCUGGGGCCUGUCGGCCAGGUAUACUGCCCGCAGCCCUCCCCCCACUUCUGCUGCUGCUGGGCCCUCUCCGGCUCUGA
Emys orbicularis (European pond turtle) is the source of this 1308-nucleotide messenger RNA. It is a transcript of the gene RTN4RL2, whose product is annotated as reticulon 4 receptor like 2. Gene Ontology annotation, molecular function: protein binding. The coding region runs from base 1 to 1308 and encodes 435 amino acids. The record is from RefSeq and is a predicted model, not a curated record. Lineage: Eukaryota; Metazoa; Chordata; Testudines; Emydidae. The transcript has 3 exons. Gene Ontology annotation, cellular component: extracellular matrix.